Macadamia integrifolia is the source of this 1289-nucleotide messenger RNA. Its product is annotated as peroxidase 28-like. The record is from RefSeq and is a predicted model, not a curated record. The transcript is spliced from 8 exons. Gene Ontology annotation, biological process: response to oxidative stress; hydrogen peroxide catabolic process. Gene Ontology annotation, molecular function: peroxidase activity; heme binding. Bases 1 to 1197 code for a protein of 398 amino acids. Lineage: Eukaryota; Viridiplantae; Streptophyta; Magnoliopsida; Proteales; Proteaceae. Gene Ontology annotation, cellular component: plant-type cell wall; plasmodesma.
AUGGCGGUUGCAGGAAUUUUCCUAUUAUCUAAGCUCAUAGUCAAAGAAAUGGAAUCAAGAUGGAUAGCAGAAAAGUUCCUGGUUCCUGGUUCCUGUGACUCAGUCUGUGGUUGUCUGCAGUUGGUUUGCAUGGUUGCACGUUUGGAUAAACUCUAUGAAAUAAAGAAAUGGUCAUCAGCAUCCCAAGUUGCAAAGUUUCAACUCCUUAGGGCCUAUAAAUACAGGCCAAUAGGGGGAAACCUCUCAUUCACUGCUACUGCUAAGUACUUCCACUGCUUCAAGUUGGUUGGCUACUACAAUGGUAAAUGCACUAACAGUAGUGCAGAUGUGGAGAAAAUUGUCAAAACCACUAUGACCACAGAAUAUGCAACAGACGUAACAGUAGUUCCAGCACUCAUACGCAUGCAAUUCCAUGAUUGCUUUGUUAGGGGUUGUGAUGCUUCCAUACUCUUAGAGAGCAAUACAAGUAAUGCAGAAAAAAAUGCAGAUCCAAAUCUAACAGUGAGAGGUUACGAUGUCAUUGAUGAUAUAAAAAAAGCUCUAGAGAAUCAAUGUGGCACAGGGAUUGUCUCUUGUGCUGAUAUCAUUAUCAUGGCUGCUAGAGAAGCUGUUGUCUUGGGUGGAGGUUCUUUCUACAAUGUGACAACUGGGAGAAGGGAUGGAACAAUUUCAAAUAAGACCGAAGCUGAGCUUCUCCUCCCUCCUGCUGAGAUAUCAGUCACUGAUUCCAUUGCAGCAUUUGGAAAUCUUGGAAUGAAUGUUUCAGACAUGGUUGCUCUCAUUGGUGGUCACACAGUAGGGGUUGCCCAUUGUUCUUCCUUCCAAGAUCGUCUCUACAAUUACAACAACACCGGAAAGGCUGACCCAACAAUGGAUUCAACUCUACUUGCCUCUUUGAAGACGACUUGUCCCCAGAAUUCGACGGUCGAUAACACAGCUAAUCUGGAUCAGAACACAGUCAGUUUGAAUACUUUCGACAACUCCUUCUUCAUGCAGAUUCAAAAGAACAAAGGAAUUUUGGGAAUUGACCAAGAGAUUGAUUUGGAUACUAGAACUAAUGGCACUGUUUCAUCCUUUGCCAGUAACAAUAGUGUGUUCUUGGCACAAUUUGCAACUGCCUUUGUCAAGAUGGGAGCCACAAAUGUCAUUUUAGAGCCAGCAGGAGAGAUUAGGCUAAAUUGUCGAUCCACUAAUUAAUAUCUUUGCCCUCCUCCUACUCUUCCUAAGUGCAAUUAACUAAAUAACUAUAUGUGUACUUCUUAUUCACUGUUGGAAUUCUAUCUUUGUUU